This is a messenger RNA of Cooperia oncophora, 921 nucleotides long. NCBI's taxonomy places the organism in Eukaryota, Metazoa, Nematoda, Chromadorea, Rhabditida, Trichostrongylidae. The record is from the annotation of a GenBank genome assembly.
AUGUCACCGGAGAGCAACACAAUGUUCGAGGAAAAACUCAUCGUUGGUGUGGCUUCGGCCUGCUCAAUCCUGGCCAUCGCUGCCUGCUUGAUCGUGGUCCCGUCGCUCUACAACACCAUCAACGAGAUUCACGAUGAGGUCCUCGAAGCUGUUUCUGUGUUCCGCGUCGAGACUGACUCUGCUUGGAGCCAAAUGAUGGACUUCCAAGUCACUGUCGCACCACCGUCAAAGCCACGUGAGAAUCCAUUCGGCUCCAUCUUCCGAUCGAAGAGACAGGCCGGUCUUCCUUCUUACUGCCAGUGCACGACUCCAACGGUCAACUGCCCACCUGGACCACCUGGACCUCCUGGACGACCUGGAGCGCCUGGACAGCCCGGAGCACCUGGCCAACCUGGUAACGACGCCACUACCACCUACGCUCCCAUCAACUGCCCACCUCCCAACACCGGUUGUGUUCAGUGCCCAGCUGGUCCUCCAGGACCACCCGGACCGAGUGGAGCUCCUGGAAACAAAGGACCUGAUGGUAAUCCAGGACGUCCUGGAGGACCCGGCAGAGGGACCCUCCCGCGCGAGAAUGCUGAGCAUCCGGGAGAAUACCUGAGGAUCGCUGCUGACAGCCUGGAGAGCCUGGAAGACCUGGUACUAGUGGAGCUGGGACACCUGGAAGACCAGGACCUGCUGGACCCAUCGGAGCUCCAGGAAAAGCCGGAGGACGCGGAAAUAACGGCGCUCCUGGAAAAUGCAGGACCGGGCGCUGGUCGGGGCGCCUUCAUGGUCAGUCAGCCAGGAGGACCAGGAAACCCUGGAAGAGAUGGUCAGCCCGGAAGAACUGGAAACCCUGCACGUCCAGGAGGCGAUGCUGCUUACUGCCCAUGCCCACCUCGCUACGCCAAAGCUGCUGCUCGUCGUGCUCGUGUCUGA